AAAAUGGCAAAGUUAUGGGAAUUUAAAAAUAAUUUCUGGAUCCAUAAGCCUUAAUUAGAGGGUGUAAAAUAAUAAAAAGUAGAUUUAUGGUCCUUAUAUUGUUAGAUAUACAGUAAUGUACCUAACUGUUAGCAUGCUGAUUUUUCAUGAUAUGUGCAAUUUAAACUUCGCUGAUAUUAGAAUAUUGUAUAAGUAGGAAAAUGAAAAUGAUGAAAUCUGAUAUAUAAUCCAGAUGUUUUCCAAGUAUAUGUUGCAUGCCCUAAAAAUUAGACAACUGUGCUUAAUAUUAGUGGCACUCCCACUAAUACUUUAUUGUUCCUGUGUUUAUAGGAUAUAUAUAAUGCUCUCUUUGGAUGUAAAUUCAUAAGGAAUGCAUUUUUCACAGAUCAGUACACUUCUACUGAGGCAGAAUUCGCUUACAAAACAGUACUUGUGAGUAAACCAAGUCAACAUGUUAAACUUCUCAUUUAAAAAGCAUUUUUCAAGAAUGUAGUUAUAACUGAAUAUCCUUUUCUUUCAGAAAUGGCAGCACAGAAAAGGAAAUCUGUGCUGGUAGAAUCCUCUGCUAAGCGGCGGAAAUUGGAUAAAAGUAAUAAAUCAGUUUCUACUAGCAAAGAAAGAAAACUACAGGAUGGUAAAUGCAUAUCAAAUAAGAAAGCAGUGCUGAAGAAAGAAGUGUCCCAACUCUCUGCCACAACUAACAGGGGGAAGAGAAAAUGCAACAUUGUCAAAAAUAAGACUUCCUAUGAAAACAAGAAACCGAAUAAAUCAUCUGUAGAUUCUAAAACCCGUCCUAUUGAAGCUCGGUGUAAAAGGCAUGCAGUCCGGUGUGGUAAAACGAGUCAUAAGAACCUGCAUUCAAAAUCACGACCAAUCAAAGAAAAUACCAAAAAAAUUACAAAAUCUGGAAAAUAUAUUAGUAAUAACUUAGAGGUUCAGAAUUCUAAAACCCCUUCUAUAAAAAAGUCAGCUUCUCAGAACAGUGAAGCAAGGUGGACUAAAACUUCCAGUGAAAAGCCUUGUGAUACUGACUACAGAAAGAUAGCCAAAAAGUCAGUGGGCACUGAUUCUGGUAAAACUGUUAAAAUUAGGCAAGAACAGUUACCUGUCAAACAAACUAAGGAAGUAUCUCAGAAGGACACAGUGCAGGGCCUUCCAAAGUCACAACAUACUGUUUCACAUGGGCAUCAAACUAGAAGAUCACCAAGAUUGCAGCAGUCAUCUGAUGUUUCUACAAUAUCUUUGAGAAGCAGAAAAGUAAAAGAAACACAUGCUUCUGUUAUGAAGCAAUGUAACCCAAGGAAAAAGCUGGUACCACAACUUAAACAUGAAAAAUUGAAACAUGUCCGCCAGAAACCAGGAAAGUCUGUGGAAGACAAUGAUUAUCAAAUUGAAAGAAGAAAAAUAUCAGAUAAUAAGAAAAUGGGUUGCUUCUCCCCCAAAAAACAUGAGGUGGAUUCUGAAAUCAGUGAUUCAACUACAUCUCAAGAUAAGCCAAGAGAACUGAGAAAUAAUUUUGAAAGUAAUCAAAAAUCUGAAAAGGAAGUUGCCAACACAAUUUCCUGUCCUAUAAAUUCAGUUUGCAGUAUAGUAAACAAAGGAAAGUCAAAGCACAAAAAUGGAAAAAUCAAUGUAAAAGCAGAUAGAGCUGUGCCAGUAGAACCUGUUUGCCAACAAGAGGAUGUGGUAAAAUCCAAAAAGAUUAGCAUUCUUGAACUGUGCGAAGAAAUUGCAGGUGAGAUUGAAUCGGACACAGUUGAGGUAAAAAGAAUUUCUCCCAACUCUGACCAUGGAAGAGAAGAGGGAAAAAAUCCAGUACUAGAAUUGCCACAGGAAAUAGUAUUAAAUGAUGAGAAAACUAACCAGAACUCUCAAUGUAAGCGAUUUUUUCCCAGCAAAAAAGGGAUGUCUGUUAAAUGUACUGUAAAUGGCAGACAUAGCACAGUGAAUAAAAAUUCUAAAUGGACCAAAAUAAAAUUAACUAAGGUCAAUCAUGUGAGCCAUAGUAUCUCAAGCAUUCCAAAGCUUGAUGUUUUAAAGCUUGAUGUUUUAAAAUGUAAUUAUCCUGAGGAACAACAAGCCAGAACUGUAGAAAUACACCUUCCAGAAGUUCAAGGGAAAUUAUCCCAAAACAAUGAUAGCACAAUAUGUGAACAGAAGUUAAAUACAGCUGAUUUUGAAGGAAUCCAGAUUAAAGAUAGAAUACUGCAUGCCAAGCAGUCCACUGUACAGAUUAUACAGAAUGGUUUGUCUGAGGCAAAGCAUUGUCCUGGGCCAAUACCAGACAAGAGUUUCAAUUUAGAGUUCGAUACACAUCCAGAAAAUACUUCAAUGAAAAUAAUUACAGAACAAGCAUCAGUGAAGCAAGUAAAAAGAGAGACAACAGAAAUCAAACCUCAAGAUCCAGUUGAUAAACAGUUGGUUCAGGCUCCUGCUAAUAAAACCUCUGAGAUAAAUGAGAGCAGGGCAUCUGUGCCAAAGGUUCCAUUAACAACAAAAUGUGGUGGUUUUCUUACAUCUGAAGAACAUAUUCAAAAAUUAAAAGAAGCUGCAAAAGAUGGCGAUAAGCAGCUAAUCAUAGAUGCAGGACAAAAACGGUUUGGUGCUAUUUCCUGUAAUAUUUGUGGAAUGCUUUAUACAGCUUCAAAUCCUGAGGAUGAAACCCAACAUCUGCUCUUUCAUAACCAGUUUAUAAGUGCAGUAAAAUACGUGGGGUGGAAAAAAGAGAGAAUUUUGUCUGAGUAUCCUGAUGGUAAGAUUAUAAUGGUCCUUCCCGAUGAUCCCAAGUAUGCACUGAGAAAGGUUGAUGAGAUCAGAGAGAUGGUUGAUAAUGAUCUGGGAUUCCAACAAGCUCCUCUAACGUGCUCCAGAACUAAGACCCUAUUAUUUAUUUCUAACGAUAAAAAAGUAAUUGGCUGCUUAAUUGCAGAACAUAUUCAAUGGGGGUACAGAGUUAUUGAAGAAAAGAUUCCAGAUGUUAGUUCAGAAAAUGAUAAGCUCACUUUUGAAAGGCAAAAGGCCUGGUGCUGCUCAACAACUCCUGAGCCUGCCAUAUGCGGCAUUAGUCGCAUUUGGGUGUUCAGCAUGAUGCGACGGAAGAAAAUUGCUUCUCGGAUUUUAGAAUGCUUGAGAAACAAUUUUAUAUAUGGCUCAUAUUUAAGUAAAGAAGAAAUUGCUUUUUCUGACCCUACUCCGGAUGGAAAAUUGUUUGCAACACAGUAUUUUGGUACUAGUCAAUUUUUGGUAUAUAAUUUUCUCAGUGGACAACAGCCUCAAAGUGGUAACCUUUAUAAUAAAAGGUAAUGAGAAAUCAUUAACUUUGUUUGCUGAUGUUUGGACUUUUAUUAGCAGUGAACUCAGGAGUAGUAACAACCAAAAAGAUGAUGGUUGUAUUUUAUUAAAAUUGUAAAUAGCACAGAAGUAGGAUAAUUUUGAAAGAUAUUUUUAUAAAAAAAUAUGUAUUAUCUCUAGUACACUAGCCAUGUUUACAUGCAGCAAAUAAUUUGUUCAUAGUGGACUGUUAAUUAGUGCAAGAACUAUGGUCGCCUUUUAAGUAUAUUUUGAAGUUCACAAUGUAAUAGUAUACCAAGGCAAUGAGAAAGUCAAUCUGUAUUUGGUAGAGGUGUGAAAAUAUUCUGUAUUCAAGAUCAAUAAAAAAUAGCAUCUAAUCAAAGUGUAUAAUUGGCUCACUAUAUAUGUUGAAUGGAAAUAGUAGUUUAAAAAGAAAGAUACUAGCUCCUUUUGAAAAGUAUGCCUCCAACUAUACUUUAGCAAUAGCAAAUUGGGUAUAUACUUUAAUUUGUGGACUUCACAAUACAUUAGCCUAAAACCCCUCUUAUUUCAGAGGGUGUAUAUAAUGAAAAACUGCUGUGGCCUUUCUUGACAUGUAUAUAAUGUAGAUUUAAAGAGAAAACUUUUGAUAACUUUUAAUUAAUCUACUAAUGGUAAAUGUAUUUAAGCAAUGUCUUUGAUAUUACUGACUAUUAAAAGUUGAUUGAAACACUG
Messenger RNA from Protobothrops mucrosquamatus (brown spotted pit viper), 4005 nucleotides. RefSeq names its product establishment of sister chromatid cohesion N-acetyltransferase 1 (gene ESCO1). Bases 523 to 3303 code for a protein of 926 amino acids. NCBI's taxonomy places the organism in Eukaryota, Metazoa, Chordata, Lepidosauria, Squamata, Viperidae. The record is from RefSeq and is a predicted model, not a curated record. Gene Ontology annotation, biological process: mitotic sister chromatid cohesion. The transcript is spliced from 10 exons. Gene Ontology annotation, molecular function: protein-lysine-acetyltransferase activity. Gene Ontology annotation, cellular component: chromatin; nucleus.